AUGCCACGUAAGCUACGUAAGAAUAUACGUAAGAGGAAGAGAGCAUUGAAACAUCCAAUAGUAAAACUGACACCACAACAACAGUUGCAACAACAAAUGCUGAAUGACCCCACUAUGUUGCAACAAAUGUCAAGCAAUCCUAUGCUUUUAAACCGAGUUGUUGGUGCACAGAGUGGAGGUUUAAGAGCGGCACUUUUAGCGAAAAUGGCAGGCUAUGGUGGAGCUGCAGACGGAACAGCCUAUAACCCUCAAAGUCAAAUGAAUUUGAGUUCACUCAAAAAUCAAAUAACAGAUGUCAAAAAGUCAAACAUAGACAUACAGAAGCAAAUAAGUGAAAACGAAAAGAAACUAGAAUAUGACAGACACACAAAGAAACUCAAUGAGUUAAACGUAGAGAAAAAGAAGAAAGAAGAACAACUGAAAGAACUAAGUACAGAGGAAUAUGCGAAAAAAGUGUCAGAAAAAGCAACAGAAGUAGCAAAAAUGGAACAAGAUGUCAUAAAUUUGAAAAACCAUACUACUCAAUAUAAAAUACUGAAAGAUGAAGAGAUAAAACAAAAAGCCCUGAAGACAUAUAUGGAUAGCGAUGAGUAUAAAAAGGAAGUUGAAGCAAAUGUAAAGGCAGAAAAACUUUUACAGUUGCAAAACCAAACCGUACAGUAUGAAAACUUAGCACAAGAAAGUAAAAAUAACGACGCAGCCAUGCAAAAGGCAAUGAAAAGCGCAGAAUAUAUAAAAGCUAACAAUGACUGGUUAGAUGCCCAAGCCAACGCUAAAGCAGCCCAACUCAUAGGGUCAAUAAGGACAAA
Trichomonas vaginalis G3 is the source of this 809-nucleotide messenger RNA. Its product is annotated as protein of unknown function, DUF4106 family. NCBI's taxonomy places the organism in Eukaryota, Parabasalia, Trichomonadida, Trichomonadidae. The annotation marks the transcript as partial. The record is from RefSeq and is a predicted model, not a curated record. The transcript has a single exon.